AUGCCUCCCGCUCAAGUCAAAAGUAAGGCUCAGAAGGCCGCCGCUGCCGCCGCUGGUGGAAAAGCUGGAAAGAAGAAGAAGUGGUCAAAGGGUAAAGUCAAGGACAAGGCCAACAACGCCGUCGUUCUCGACAAACCUCUUUUCGACCGUAUCGUAAAGGAAGUCCCAACGUAUCGAGUCAUCACCGUCUCCACCCUUAUCGAUCGUAUGAAAGUCAACGGUUCUCUUGCCCGCCGAGCCAUCGCCUAUCUCGAGGAAGAAGGUCUCAUCAAACCUGUCGUCGUCCACCGAGCCCAGGUCGUGUACACCCGUGCU
Tremella mesenterica DSM 1558 is the source of this 315-nucleotide messenger RNA. RefSeq lists its product as uncharacterized. Lineage: Eukaryota; Fungi; Basidiomycota; Tremellomycetes; Tremellales; Tremellaceae. The transcript is spliced from 3 exons. The record is from RefSeq and is a predicted model, not a curated record. Gene Ontology annotation, cellular component: cytosolic small ribosomal subunit. Gene Ontology annotation, molecular function: structural constituent of ribosome. The annotation marks the transcript as partial.